AAUCAAUAUCAGUAAUCGUUCUUAACAGAUUUUUUUUUUUUGAUACAAGUUUUAAAUUUUUAUCGAAAGAAAAUUUACAUAAAUGAAAAAAUUAAAAUGGAUUUAACAACGCAUGAAUCGUCGUUGCCUGUAGAGACGGUUAUAAGGAAGGAAGUAAAUGAGACAAUGAACGAUGUGGUUCAAAUUGCAAAAACAUCAAAUUCCAAGCAAUUAUCGUUGUCAAAAAAAUUGGCAGAAAUAAUGAGGUUGAUCAAUAACGUUAGACAACGAUUGGAGGAUUUUUCAAUCGAUCGAAGAACCGAAGUUUCACAAAUGCAAUGGAUGACAUUGGAAAAAUUUAAAUCGUCGCCAAAAGUACCUACAAAGCCAGUCAAAUUUUGGCAAAGAUCCCUUUUCGCAAGAAUUUAUUUUAUCAAUAAAGAUUUGGACGAAAUUUUUCAAAAUAUCAUGAAAUCUAGUUCAAAACUGAUGUUCUGCAACAACGGCACGUCCUCUGAAAAUAUUGAAAAUGUGAAGUUCGGUAAUAACCCGAAAUCGGCAACUACAAAACGCUCAUCGCAACUAUCGGCAGUAAGUCUCCGAGGUAACUCAACUAAAGCAUCUAAAGUCGUGCCGUCGAUAAGUAUAAUCGAUGAAGCAGGCAGUGCUUCUUUAGACGAUAUUGGAUUCAUCCAACAGUCUUUCACCGACCUUAUAAAGGCUAAAAUUGAAUUUGAUUCCCAAUUCCUUCACUUCAACUCUACUCUUAGUAAAAAUUGCUUCUACGAGGAUUUUCUUUAUUUAUACAAGAUCUGCACGAAAUCGGACAUAAUAUUGGGAGAGACUUCAUUAUCCAUCGAUAAGCAGAAAUCGGUCAGUUCUAGUAAUACAAAGAUUAAGCGCAAACGCCUUUCAAACAAUUUGAAAAAUAAGUCUCGGAAGAGACAGUUGAGAAAGUCUGUGCGCUCAGCUUUUUUGGAUGAUUCGUCAGAAGUCCAGGUAAUUCGUAACUUCAGGCGAAGAGAAACCACGUAACAAACCUACAACUGAAGUUAUCAUUUUUGUCUUUCUCUAUUUGUUCGUUUAAAUAAUAUAAAGCUACGUUUUUGUUUCAUAAUACAACACUAGUCUUUA
Messenger RNA from Ceratosolen solmsi marchali, 1113 nucleotides. RefSeq lists its product as uncharacterized. The transcript is spliced from 3 exons. NCBI's taxonomy places the organism in Eukaryota, Metazoa, Arthropoda, Insecta, Hymenoptera, Agaonidae. The record is from RefSeq and is a predicted model, not a curated record. The coding region runs from base 97 to 1014 and encodes 305 amino acids.